Messenger RNA from Miscanthus lutarioriparius, 2517 nucleotides. NCBI's taxonomy places the organism in Eukaryota, Viridiplantae, Streptophyta, Magnoliopsida, Poales, Poaceae. The record is from the annotation of a GenBank genome assembly.
AUGAAUCCCCUGCUGCAUAUAUUGCUCACCCUUCUUCUCUUCACUUCCCUUGACACUUCACCAUGGUCCGCUUCCGCCGCCGCAGCGACUGAUACUCUAACAGCAGGCCAAGCACUUGCGUUCGGCGACAAGCUCGUCUCGAGGAACGGCAAGUUCGCGCUCGGCUUCUUCCAGCCAACAGCCGUCAUCAGUAAGUCCCGCAACAUCACCUCCCCCAACUGGUACCUUGGAAUAUGGUUCAACAAGAUCCCAGUUUUCACUACAGUUUGGGUCGCCAACAGAGAGGCUCCAAUCGCUGAUUCCAAGCGCAAGCAAACACACCUCAAAAUCUCAAGCGAUGGCAACAACCUUAUUAUUGUAACCCAAGCCAGUCCUGAAACUGAAACCACAGUCUGGUCCACUCCCAGUGCCAAUCGGUCAGGAGCCAGCUCAAACACUACCACUACUGCCGUUCUCUUGGACAGUGGUAACCUUGCACUCCUAGAAUUAGAAAGCCCAUCAUCAUCCAAUGUAACCUUGUGGCAGAGCUUCGACUACCCAACCGACAUCGUGCUUCCGGGCGCCAAGUUUGGCCGGAACAAGGUCACCGGUUUCAGUCGUCGGGCCAUCACAUGGAAGAGCCUCAUUGAUCCAGGCCUCGGCUCAUACUCCAUCGAGAUCGACACCACCGGGGUGGUCCUCAAGCACCGCAGUCCGUCAGUAGUGUACUGGCAUUGGUCUUCCUCAUCCACAUCAACACUGAAGCUCAUCCCCAUACUCAAGUCCAUACUAGAACUGGAUCCACGGACCAAAGGCUUGAUUGACCCCACAUAUGUUGAUAACAGUCAGGAGGAGUACUACAUGUACACUUCACUGAAUGACUCAUCUUUGACGUUCGUCUCGCUGGACAUCUCUGGCCAGAUCAAGAUGAAUGUUUGGUCACACGCUCAGCAGUCUUGGCAAGCCAUAUAUGCCCAGCCGGUUGAUCCCUGCACACCGUAUGCUACCUGUGGCCCCUUCACCACUUGCAACGGCACUUCCUCCCUUUCCUUCUGCGACUGCAUGCCGAGCUUCUCUCAGAAGUCACCCCAGGACUGGGAGCUUGAUGAUCGAACAGGAGGCUGCAUCAGAAAUACUCCAUUACACUGCACCAGUGAGAAAAAUAUGACAAGUUCAACAGACAUUUUCCGCCCCAUUCCUCAUGUUACAUUGCCCUAUAACUCCCAAAGCAUAGACGGUGUCAACUCUCAGAGCAAUUGUGAGGAAGCUUGUCUCAGUUCCUGCUCCUGCACUGCUUAUUCCUAUAACAGUAGCAGGUGCUCUGUAUGGCAUGGGGAAUUGUUCAGUGUGAAUCAUAAUGACGGCAUUGACAAUAAUUCUGAAGAUGUUCUUUAUCUUCGUCUUGCUGCUGAUGAUCUGCCAAGUUUGACAAGAAGCAAAAGAAAACCAAGUGUCGGAGUUGUUACCGCAGCAAGCAUUAUUGGUACUGGGUUACUGAUGCUCAUGUUGCUGUUAAUGAUGUGGCGAAAAAAAUUCAAAUGGUGUGGUACACCAUUGUAUGACACCCAAGGUGGUGGAGUUAUAGCCUUUAGAUACACUGAUUUAAGCCAUGCUACUAAAAAUUUCUCAGAAAAGCUUGGAGCAGGUGGUUUCGGUUGCGUAUUUAAGGGAGUGCUGAGUGGCUCAACAACUAUAGCAGUGAAAAGGCUUGAUGGUGCCCGUCAGGGAGAGAAGCAAUUCAGGGCUGAGGUGAGCUCACUUGGAUUGAUCCAACAUAUCAGCCUAGUCAGAUUGAUUGGCUUCUGUUGCGAAGGUGAUAAGAGGCUACUUGUGUAUGAACACAUGUCAAAUGGGUCUCUUGAUUCUCAUCUAUUUCAGAGCAAUGCUGCUGCCCUUAACUGGAACACCAGGUAUCAAAUAGCCAUAGGAGUUGCUAGAGGAUUGUCCUACUUGCAUCAGAGUUGCCAAGAAUGCAUCAUACACUGUGAUAUUAAGCCAGAAAAUAUACUUCUCGACACGUCAUUUGUUCCUAAAAUCGCAGACUUUGGGAUGGCAGCAUUUGUCGGAAGGGAUUUUAGCAGAGUUUUGACUACAUUCAGAGGAACUGCAGGGUAUCUUGCCCCAGAGUGGCUUGGUGGAGUUGCUAUUACAUCAAAAGUUGAUGUUUAUAGCUUCGGUUUGGUGCUGCUGGAAAUCAUAUCAGGUAGGAGAAAUUCACCUGAGGCAUAUAGUAGCAACAAUUAUCAUAUUGAAUAUUUCCCUGUGCGAGCUGUCAACAAGCUUCACGAGGGAGAUGUGAGGAGUUUGGUGGAUCCACAGCUACAUGACGACUUCAAUUUGGAAGAGGUUGAGAGGGUUUGCAAAGUUGCAUGUUGGUGCAUCCAGGAUAAUGAGCUUCAUCGGCCGACAAUGGGUGAAGUGGUCCGUGUUCUUGAGGGUCAGCAGGAGAUUGAUAUGCCCCAGAUGCCAAGGUUGCUUGCAGCAAUCACACAAGGCACUGGAGCUAUCACAGAAAGCUCUAAUGCAUCUUCAAUGUGA